Molecule: messenger RNA, 1959 nt
Organism: Rhodotorula toruloides NP11
Lineage: Eukaryota; Fungi; Basidiomycota; Microbotryomycetes; Sporidiobolales; Sporidiobolaceae
Product: serine/threonine protein kinase
Exons: 6
Coding region: 1-1959 (652 amino acids)
Biological process (GO): protein phosphorylation
Molecular function (GO): ATP binding; protein kinase activity
Source: RefSeq, a predicted model, not a curated record
AUGCCCAUCGCCAACGUGCUCAAGGGCCUGCUCCACAAGCACGACAACCAGCGAGCGCGCGACAACCCCGCGUCCACCCACUCCCCAUCCUCGUCGUCCUCGCAGGCGUCAUCGCGCCAACAACCCCAGCAGGCUGCCCUCCCGUCCCAGCCAGAGCCCGCACACCUCCCCGCAGACUCGUCCAGGUCCAGGUCCCCGCCCCAGUCUUCGUCCGCCGCCGCCGCCAUGAACCAGCAGCCGAUCACGGCUGGCUCGGCCUCGGGAGGUCAGCACACCCAGCAGCAGCAGCAGAUGUCGCAGGCGACGCAGGCAAAGGCAGAGGACCUCGUGCGCAAGGACGCAGAGGCAAAGGCCAAGCGCGACCAGAGCGUCUUUGAGGGUCUCCCCGAGGGACUCUUGCUCGGGAGGAAGAUGGGCGACGGCGCGUUCUCCAACGUCUUCGAGGCGACGCUCCGACCAACACCCGCACAGCUCGCCAUCGACCCGUCCCUCGGCAAGUCCGCCAAGGUCGCCGUCAAGUGUGUCCGCAAGUUUGAACUCAACUCGUCCCAGCAAGCGCAAGGCAAGCAUGUGGGCGAGGCGGUCAAGAAGAAGCCGAGGGCGACAGAGCGCGCCAACAUCCUCAAGGAAGUGCAGAUCAUGCGCGGCCUGAACCACCCUUCCAUCGUCCGACUCCUCAACUUUACCGAAUCCCGCGAACACUACUACCUCACCCUCGAGUUGAUGGGCGGCGGCGAGCUUUUCCACCAGAUCGUCAAGCUCACCUACUUUUCCGAAGAGCUCUCGCGACAUGUCAUCCUCCAAGUCGCGCAGGGCAUCCGCUACCUCCACGAAGAAAAGGGCGUCGUUCACCGUGACAUCAAGCCCGAAAACAUCCUCUUCGAAUCGAUCCCGAUCAUCCCCUCGAAAGUGCCCAAGCACCGACCGUACGACGAGGAGAAGGAGGACGAGGGCGAGUUCAUCCCCGGCGUCGGUGGCGGCGGGAUCGGUCGCGUCAAGAUUGCCGACUUUGGCUUGUCCAAGAUCGUCUGGAACGAGGAGACGAUGACGCCGUGCGGGACGGUCGGGUACACCGCGCCCGAGAUCGUCAAGGACGAGCGGUACUCCAAGUCGGUCGACAUGUGGGCUCUCGGUUGCGUCCUCUACACGCUCCUGUGUGGCUUCCCGCCGUUCUACGACGAGUCCAUCCACGUUUUGACGGAGAAGGUCGCCAAGGGCUACUACACCUUCCUCAGCCCGUGGUGGGACGACAUCUCGGCUUCCUCCAAAGACCUUAUCACCCACCUCCUCGACACCGACCCGGAGAAGCGGUAUACCAUCGACGAAUUCCUCGCACAUCCGUGGUGCAAGGCCAAGCCCGCUCCUCCCGCCGUCACGCCCGGCACGCUCGACUCGCUCAACCUCAAGCCCGUCCCGCGGUACAUGCCGAUGGACUCGCCCCUCCUCGCGCCUGGCGGCAUGCGCGCGAUGCCCUCGCCUGGCGUCGCGCACCUCAAGGAGGCGUUCGACGUCACGUACGCCGUGCACCGCAUGGAGGAGGAAGGACGGAAUCGGCAGAAGGGCCGCGGAGGGUUCCUCCAGGGGUUGAACGAGGUCGACGAGGACGAGGCGGACGAGCAGGACCUCGAGGCGACCAAGAGGCGGUACGGCGCAGAGGUCUCGCGCGCGAUCGAGCAGAAGCGGCGCGACCUCCAGGACUUGUCCAAGCAGCGCGGUCCGACCCAGUCGGCAGCCGAGGCGCAACGAGCGGCGCAGAACUACGCGGGCUACGGUGGCGCAGAUCGCAAGCAGGCCGAGGCGGCGCUGUACGACGGACGAGCGGGUGCGCGAGAUCGCGGCAAUGCCAACGCGGCACGACGAGGACGCAACGGCGGCUUCGAGCUGGCCCUCGACCGCGCGACCCUCCUCGGGCGCCGCAAGCACGACGUCGCGAUGCCUUCUCCCAUGCGUAUAGACUGA